This is a messenger RNA of Brugia malayi, 678 nucleotides long. RefSeq lists its product as uncharacterized. The coding region runs from base 1 to 678 and encodes 225 amino acids. The record is from RefSeq and is a predicted model, not a curated record. Gene Ontology annotation, cellular component: cytoplasm. Gene Ontology annotation, biological process: cysteinyl-tRNA aminoacylation. The transcript is spliced from 6 exons. Lineage: Eukaryota; Metazoa; Nematoda; Chromadorea; Rhabditida; Onchocercidae. Gene Ontology annotation, molecular function: ATP binding; cysteine-tRNA ligase activity.
AUGAAUACAUCAACAGACUUUGAAAAAAUUGCAAAUGAUUUUCUUCUUCUAGUUAGAAAAUAUAUUCGACUAUAUUACAAGCCAGAUAUCAACGAGGGUUAUCAAAAAUAUGACAAAAGAGAAUUGCAAUUAAUGGAUGAGUUUUUCAAGAUUAAAACUCAAUUAAAUGCGGCAUUGUGUAAUACUAUUGAUAUAAAAAUUAUUGCUGAAAAAUUAUGUCAAAUAAUUGAUCUCGGAGAAGAAUAUAUUAAUGAAAUGGAAGACGAUAAUAAAAUUCCGAAUUGUUUACUGCUACGAAAUAUUGCUGCUUAUAUGACUCCAUUAUUAAAAGUAUUUGGUACUACAUCGAAAGACAUAGAUAAUAUUUUCUCUGCUGAUUUCAGUGAGAUAGUAAUUUGCAGUCCUUCAUCGAGCACUUCAGCUCAUGAGCUAAUUAUGCCUUACGUUAGCGCACUAACUGUCUUCCGUGAAACCAUUUCGGAAUUGGCUCAGCAACGGAAUGUUAACGAUAUCAUUAAGGAAUGUGAUCGCAUACGAGAUAAAGUACUUCCGGAAUUAGGCAUUAUUCUCAAUGAAGCAAAUCCUGAAAAACCGGUGCUUGCACUAAAAAAACAAAGUAUAUCUCGUGAAGCUAUCACUGAAGUACGACAGUCACAUAGAUCAGAAGUGGCAAAUUGA